UCGGGUUGUAGCUGGAGCGGCGGCCCGGGUCGGGCGGGUAAGUAACAGAUGCGGGUGAGAGAGCCAUCCAGUGAUUUACCUGAGAAAGGCAAAAGAAGUAAAAGGCCUAACGUACCUCACGAUGAAGACUCUUCAGAUGACAUUGCUGGAGGUUUGACUUGCCAACAUGUGAGUCAAGCUGUCAGUGUGAAUCAUGUAAAGAAAGCAGUAGCUGAGAAUCUGUGGUCAGUUUGUUCAGAGUGUUUAAAAGAAACAAGAUUCUAUGAUGGACAGCCAGUACUUCUUUCUGAUAUUUGGUUGUGCCUCAAGUGUGGUUUUCAGGGAUGUGGUAAAAACUCAGAAAGUCAGCAUUCACUGAAGCACUUCAAGAGUUCAAGAACAGAGCCCCAUUGUAUUGUAAUUAGUCCGAGCACAUGGAUUAUACGGUGUUAUGAGUGUGAUCAAAAAUUAUCAACGCAUUGUAAUAAGAAGGUUUUGUCUCAGAUAGUUGAUUUUCUCCAGAAACAUGUUUCUAAAACACAAACAAGUACAUUUUCUAGAAUCAUAAAACUUUGUGAAGAAAAAUGUGAAACAGGUGAAAUAAAGAAAGGAAGAAAAGAUAGCAGUGUAACAUCUGUGAAAGGAAUUACAAAUUUAGGAAAUACGUGCUUUUUUAAUGCAGUCAUGCAGAACUUGGCACAGACUUACAUUCUUACUGAACUGAUGAAUGAGAUCAAAGAAAAUGGUACAAAAUUAAAAAUCUUUCCUUCUUCAGACUCUCAGCUGGAUCCAUUAAUGGUGGAACUUCCAAGCCCUGGGCCACUGACCUCAGCCUUGUUCGUGUUUCUUCACAGCAUGAAGGAGACUGAAAGAGGACCACUUUCUCCUAAAGUUCUUUUUAAUCAGCUUUGUCAUAAGGCCCCUCGAUUUAAAGGUUUACAACAGCAAGACAGCCAAGAGCUUCUUCAUUAUCUACUGGAUGCAGUGAGGAUAGAAGAAACAAAGAGAAUACAAGCCAGCAUUCUAAAAGCAUUUAACAAUCCAACUACUAAAACUGCUGAUGAUGAAACGAGAAAAAAAGUCAAAGCGUAUGGAAAAGAAGGUGUGAAAAUGAACUUCAUAGAUCGAAUAUUUAUUGGUGAAUUAACUAGCACAGUCAUGUGUGAAGAAUGUGCAAAUAUCUCCAUGGUGAAAGAUCCUUUCAUUGAUAUUUCACUGCCUAUAAUAGAAGAAAGGGUUUCAAAACCUGUACUUGUGGGAAGAAUGAGUAAAUAUAGAAGUUCACAGGAGACAGAUCACGGUCACUACAGUGGCACUGUUACUGUAGAAAAUACUCAUCAUCAACGCAAAGCCACCAAGAAGCAUUCUUCAUCUAAAGAUAAGAAUCAACUAAUUCGUGACAGAAAACAUGUAAGAAAAUUGUCAUCGGGAGAAGAGAAAACUGUUGUCAUAUAUCCGAAAAAUGAAAACCUUGAAAUGAAUGGAGAUUCUUCAGUGUCUUUUGCAAGCAUCAUGAAUAUUGAGUCAACUCUGAAUGAAAGCCCUACUGACGGCAGUGAAAAAGAAGCCAGCCGUUCUGAAAGUAGUGUUGAUGCUGACAGUGAGGCCUCAGAAUCUGAAAGUGCUUCAAACCAGACUGUGUUGUUUAGACCCAGUAAUGUGUCCUGUGUAUGCAGAGAUGGACCCAUUCACCACCCAUCAGCAAGUGAACUGCCAUACACCAAGGAGACUGACAGUGGUGAUGAGGGAGUGGCUGAUGCUAUUUCUCAACUUCAUUUGAGCAGCACUAUAACUGGAGGUAGAGAUCUUGACAGAGAAAAUCAGCCACUAAAUAUUCCAAAUAAUUUGUGUUUUUCAGAGGAGAAGCGUAUGAUAUCUCACAGCCCCCAAAAUGCUUUUCAGACUCUCUCUCAGAGCUAUGUAACUACUUCUAAAGAAUGUUCAGUUCAGUCUUGUCUCUACCAGUUUACAUCUAUGGAAUUACUCAUGGGGAAUAACAAGCUUCUUUGUGAGAAUUGUACUGAAAAGAAACAGAAAUACCAAAAGGAAACCAGUUCUGCAGAAAAGAAAGCAGAAGGGGUUUAUACUAAUGCCAGGAAGCAAUUGCUCAUUUCUGCUGUUCCAGCUAUCCUAAUUCUCCAUCUUAAAAGAUUCCAUCAGGCUGGCUUGAGUCUUCGAAAAGUAAACAGACAUGUAGAUUUUCCACUCAUGCUUGAUUUAGCACCAUUCUGUUCUGCUACUUGUAAGAAUGUAAGUAUGGGAGAUAAAGUUCUUUAUGGUCUCUAUGGAGUAGUGGAACAUAGUGGCUCGAUGAGAGGAGGCCACUACACUGCUUAUGUGAAAGUGAGAACACCUUCCAAGACCUUAUUGGAACAUAUCACUGGAAAGAAAAAUGUACCUGGUUUGAAAGAAUCUGAGAGUGAAUCGGCAGGACAGUGGGUCCAUAUUAGUGACACUUACGUGCAGAAUAAAACCAGAGUUUACAGUAGUGCAGGAAACCCCUUUAUGGCCCGUUGUUACAAGGAUUUAUAAAUGAUGCUGGCUAAAUCAAAUCAUCCCUUAAAACAGCGUUUCCCAAAUGUAAGUCACAUACCACCUUCCUGAUUUCAUAGCUGUGUGUGUGUUAUAUAUAUAUAUGUGUGUGUAUAUAUAUAUAAUUAUAUGUGUAUGUAUCCUUUGCUAUUGUUUACUUAUGUUUUUUUGUUGUUACUCUUUUUGUGGCAAAAAUAUAUAUAACAAAACGUUUACUUAUUUUUUUAACCUUAUUUUUUAGCCUCACUUUUUUUAACCUUAGCCUUCCUCGUUUUGAGCAAUAAUGUUCCAUAUUUUAUGUGUUAGUUAUAUUUUUUUCUAACAAACAGUAAAUAUGUAACUUCAUUCAUGUACCACUUAAAAUCAUCUCAGGGAUAUCCAGGGGUAUAUGGUACUGCUGUUUGGGAAGCACUGCCAUAACAUAUAAUUACAUGAAGUAAUGCCUAAUAUGACAUGGUUACCUUACCAUAUUUUGUAUGAUUCAGCCAUAUAAAAAGAUACCAUUGUAAUUUCAGUAUUACAGCUUUAAAAUCAAUAUAUUGAUUAGCUUAUUGCUUAUUGAUACUGCUUAUUGAUACCUAAGCUUUUAGCUUAUGAGAGCUAGAAAAAUACUGAAAUAAUUUUAUCAGCAUAUCACUUGCAAUUAGCCUGUUCUUAAUAGAGUUAAGGGUAAUUUGCAAGUAGUUAGCCAAAGUCAAAAUAUAAUUAUAGAUUAUUGUAACAAGCAGAGUUGAUAAAUAGAAGUUGCUUAUCCAUAUGGGACCAUAUAGUACCUUUGAAAUAUAAUCACCAAAUUAUAUUUGUAAAUGAUAAGAGAAUUAUAUUCUUAUUAUACUUAACAGGGAAAUAUAUUUUGUAGUUCUGUGUAUUUCAGUAAAUAUUAAACAUGAUUUUGGGGUUUUAGAUGACUUUUUGUCUUCAGCAAGCAUCAGUGGUAAGUUUAAGUGGAUUUAGCUUUUAUUUAAAUGGGCAUAAAGUUAGCAUGUCUGAUUUUCUUUUUAAAUAUUAAAUAAUACUGAAAUAUAAUAGUUUCCCCCUAGGAUACAAAUGACUAAGCUGUCAAAACUUAGCAGGAAAGGUAUUACUAUUAUUUAGGCUUAAAUUUCAAAAAAUAAUGGCUACUUCAGUGUCACAUUAUUGAAUCAAAACACAUAAUUGCAUGGUUUAAGCAUCCUAAUCAUUAAUACCAACGAGUGAUACUACAGGCAAGUGCUGGGUAAAUGCCUAAUCCCAGCUCAUUUUCUUCUUGGGAAUGUAAGAAUAGUAGCUGUAGUUAACCAGGGCUGCCUUUUGACAUAUGGAUGAAUGGUGAUUAGUGUUAAAGAUGGUAAUAGUAUACAAAAUGCAGAGCUUAAAAAUGCACACUGCACAAAUUCUGUUUUUAAGCUCUCAGAAUAUUAAUAGUAUUGUUUUUCUUGAUUUUUUUUAAUUUUUUUUUUAUUGUACUUCAGGUGAAGGCUUACAGAAAUAGUUUCUCAUGAAACAGUAGUACACAUGUUGUUU
Messenger RNA from Trichechus manatus latirostris (Florida manatee), 4014 nucleotides. It is a transcript of the gene USP45, whose product is annotated as ubiquitin specific peptidase 45. The coding region runs from base 49 to 2511 and encodes 820 amino acids. The transcript is spliced from 19 exons. NCBI's taxonomy places the organism in Eukaryota, Metazoa, Chordata, Mammalia, Sirenia, Trichechidae. Gene Ontology annotation, biological process: protein deubiquitination. The record is from RefSeq and is a predicted model, not a curated record. Gene Ontology annotation, molecular function: zinc ion binding; cysteine-type deubiquitinase activity.